Molecule: messenger RNA, 1496 nt
Organism: Cokeromyces recurvatus
Lineage: Eukaryota; Fungi; Mucoromycota; Mucoromycetes; Mucorales; Mucoraceae
Exons: 1
Coding region: 55-1347 (430 amino acids)
Source: RefSeq, a predicted model, not a curated record
GUUUUAUUUAUUUUUUUAUUUAUUUUUUUAUUUAUUUUUGAAAUUCAUUAGAUUAUGAAGCAAAAUUUUCUCAAUAAAUUACCUCAUGAAGUAUUAACAAAUACAUUAAAAGAUUAUUUAGAUUUACCUGAUCUUUGGAAUUUAACACAAGUUUCAAAAGACAUUAGAGAAAUAGCAAAACACAUUAUUGAACGACAUUGGCGAAUUGAAUUAGAUGCCUCAAUAUCAUUGCUUAAAGUACAAACUCAUGCCGUCAUGAUUUUCUUAAUUUAUUUUUCACAAAAACUCAUUCAGCGUAUUAAGGUUUAUGAUCCUUAUGCCUUUCCACCUUUUGUCUCACUGUCACAACAGCAGCAGAAAGAAGUAGAGGCGUUACAGAAUAUAACCACUUUAGAUUCAACUGUCUAUGAUCUCGCCAUACCAUUUACGACAACAAUGCCUCUCUUAUUGUCACAUUAUGAUUAUUUAUUAUUUUCGAGAACUUUGGAAGAGGAAGAUGAUACCUAUUCUGCCUUUCGUUUUCCACCCACUAUGGAGCCUGGGCUGGAUGAUGAUAUGGCAAAUGAAAUGUUUGCUAUAGAACGUUAUAAAUAUCAAUCAAAACGACUUAAAAGUAUCUUGCAAAUAGAAUCGAGAUUACAUGAGCGUAUUGUUAAAGGUAUUACUGACGAACAGUUAGUAGCUAAUAAUAAUAAGCCCGUUAUUGUCUCUCCCUUACGAUAUGUGCUUGAUAUCAUCUUUUAUCAUGCUGUCUUUGUUCGAAGCUGGGACCGAAUCAUGCAUCAUAAAAGCAGCAGCAGCAGCAGCAGCAAUAACAACAACAACAAUAAUAAUAAUAGUAUAAGUGAGCGUCGUCAUCGAUUAACACAAAAGGGUUUAGCAUGCUGUUUAGCAGCUUCAGCUGCACGCUUGAUGUGUGCACUCGAAUUACAGUUCGAAGAAGAACAUCAGCAUAUAAUCUGUAUGACCCUUUGGGAAAAUAUGGAAAGCUUUUUGUCAUUGACAGAAUAUCGUCUUUUAGCUGCAAAACGACAACAGCCUGUACUUUUAAAACAACUUCAAGAGUCACAAGAACAACCAAAUCAUUUUUUACCUAUUGUCUUUAGUAUAGCAGCUAUGUUGGAUCUCUUAGGUGCUUGUUAUGUUGCUAAUCUCAUUCGUGAUGAACAUGCUGUUCUAAUGAUAAAAAAGGUCUGCAUGAUUUUGGAUAACGUACAAUUAUUCAUUUUAAAGACUUCCAUGUUGAAGGAAUUGAUGAAUACAUGGCUUACUAUAGAUGAUUUCAACGUAAAUACAACUUUACGUUUCAUUAUACAGAAUGAAAUAGAGAAAGGAUCAUCAACUUAAUAAUAUAGCAUAAUGAAGUGAAGGAAAAAAAAACACACAGAAAGAAAGAAUGAAUGAAUGAAAAAGAUAAUUAUACAUACAUAAUAUACUUUUUUUUUUUAACCACAAGUUGGUAUGGACCUGUCAAACUAAAUUUUUUUAAAAAAAAA